Molecule: messenger RNA, 1034 nt
Organism: Lucilia sericata (common green bottle fly)
Lineage: Eukaryota; Metazoa; Arthropoda; Insecta; Diptera; Calliphoridae
Exons: 4
Coding region: 182-718 (178 amino acids)
Source: RefSeq, a predicted model, not a curated record
GGGAAACAUCUGAUUGCGAUGAUGUCCCAAUGAAAGUCAGUUCUUUCGAAAAAUUGGUUGAAUCGGAUUUCACUGAAACAUCAUCCGUUUGCGAUAAUUUUCCAGUUGAAUAUAUAGAAGAAGUGAAUUGCAACAAAUACAAAACAAACCGCCAGAUAAUCAGACAGAUAGUAAACAAAAUAUGUUGACGGAGAUUUUAGGAGAAGUGCGCACGCUAAAACAGCAAAUCGGCAGACUAACAGAGGAAGUGAUAACCGUAAGAAAUGAAGUGCGUCAGUUAAAAUUAAUUUAUUCUGAGGAAAUUAAAACCAAUUUAGUGCCACCUUUACCCAUAAAAACUGUAAAACAGUUGGAAGAAUUACAUAAACAAAUAGAAGAGAACGUGGAUAUUGUAGCUCAAUUGAAAUACGUUAUUGGUAAAGUGGGUGGCGACAGCUCCAACUCGUUUGUCAGGAAUGCAAUUAAAAAAAUGCUGAGCGAUGAUGUGGCUGCAAAAUUGAGUUGGCGUGGAACGAACAGUAAGCCCAGUAUUCAGGAAUUCAAUAUAACGAAAAUUAUAACAAGUGUCUGCCAUUCAAAAUUUCCGAAAGCUGAUGAUGCAGGUAUAAAUAAGGUAUUACAACAACAUUUUGUUCAUGCUGGUGACCGUCUCAGAAAGAGUGACCGAACCAAAAAGAUUGAUGAAGCCAAGAAAAUUGACGAUUUGGCUGAAAAAUAACUUUAUUUUUUAAUAAUUUUUCUAUUGCAUAAUUAUUUCCAUUAUUCAUAUGUAUGUAUUUAUUUUCAUAAUUGAAUUCAAAUUUAUAAAAAUAACUUUAUUUUUUAAUAAUUUUUCUAUUGCAUAAUUAUUUCUAUUAUUCAUAUGUAUGUAUUUAUUUUCAUAAUUGAAUUCAAAUUUAUAUUUAAUUUUUUUUUUAUUUAAAGUUGACAAAAAAUGCCAAUGCAAUAAACAGUAUAAAACGAAUAUCAAUACUUUUUAUUUUUAGCAUAUUUUUAGGCAUUUUAGGAUCAAUUAAAAUCUUCUUUACGAUCGU